UUAAAUGGUUUACUUAUUUCUACCUAGAUUCAUAUACUAGAAAAUGUGUGGCAUCUGGGCUUUGUUUGGUUAUGACCAUAGUGCAUGUUCAGAGCUUCAUCAUGCUUUAGAGUUGGCACAUCGAGGUCCAGAUUUUUUUCGUAUUGAAUCCUUGCCCCAUUUUCAGCAUACAGUUCUUGCAUUUCAUCGUUUAUCAAUCAUGGAUGAUUUAACUGGUCAACAACCAAUGCGUUUGUACGAGUUGCCUCAUCUGCAUCUUAUGUACAAUGGGGAAAUUUUUAACUAUAAGAAGCUAGUCGAUAAGUAUGGGUUCAAGCUUUCCUCAGGGAUGGACGGCGAGGUUAUUCUUCAUAUGUACAAUAUGUUUGGAAUAGAGAAAACAGUGCAAAGCUUAGAUGGUGAUUUUGCCAUUUUUAUUUUUGAUUCUAAAGCUGGUCAAUUUCAUAUUGCUCGUGAUACUUUUGGUGUUCGUCCACUUUUUACUUUGCAAUUGAAUUCCGGAGAAUUUGGCUUGUCAUCGGAAGUAAAAGGUUUGGUUGGCCUUACUUCAAAUAAUGAAAAUGCUGAGAAAGUAAUGCCUUUUCUUCCUGGCACCUAUGCCACGUUUGAAGUGUCUCAUGAAACAGGAAAAGUUAAAAAACUUAUUGAAAAGCGCUUCACAGAUGUAGAUGUUCCUCCAACAUUUGAUACAGGUGUUAUAUUAACGGAGGAUAUCAAAGAAAAUAUUAGAAACCUCUUUGUACAGUCUGUAAAAAAAAGACUUAUGUCAGAGCGAAGAAUUGGCUGUUUAUUAUCUGGUGGUCUAGACUCUAGUCUGGUUGCUGCUCUGGUUGUUAAGCUUUUUCGUGAGGAAGGGUUAUCUUAUCCGUUGCAGACCUUUUCUAUAGGUUUACCCAAUUCUCCCGAUCUAAUAGCUGCAAGAAAGGUUGCCACAAUGCUUGGAACAGAACACCACGAAGUUCUAUUCACUCCAGAAGAAGCUUUCCAUGUUAUUGAAAAAGUAAAUUAUACACUCGAAAGUUACGAUAUUACGACCAAUCGAGCCUCGAUUCCUAUGUAUUUACUCGGACAAUACAUUUCUAAAAAUACUGACACAGUUGUUGUUUUCUCAGGAGAAGGAUCUGAUGAACUUACUCAAGGUUAUAUAUAUUUUCAUAAAUCUCCUUCAGCAGACGAAGCCCACGAAGAAUCUAAACGUUUGUUGCGUGAUUUGUAUUUAUACGAUAAUUUACGCGCUGAUCGUUCAGUUUCUGCGCAUGGUUUAGAGUUAAGAGUCCCGUUCUUAGAUAAAACAUUUACUUCAUAUAUUUUGUCCCUUCCUAAAGAAAUGGUACAGCCAUUUAAUGGAAUAGAGAAGUAUUUGCUACGUUCGGCCUUUGACGGUUAUCUUACCGAUUUAUUGCCUGACGAAGUAUUAUGGCGUCCCAAAGAAGCAUUUAGUGAUGGCGUUUCAACAAAAGAAGAACCUUGGUAUGCAAAGCUUGAGAAUUAUGCAAAAUCUCAGGUUAGCGAAGUUGAGUUACAAAACGCUUCUUUAGUGUACUCAGAAAAUACACCAAAAACCUGUGAGGCUUUAUUAUAUAGAAAGUUAUUUACAGCUCGAUUUCCGGGUCAAUCUCAUUUAACACCAUACUUUUGGAUGCCAAAGUGGAUAUCUAAUGCAACUGAUCCAUCAGCUCGCACCCUUCAGCAUUAUAAAUCGUAAAAAUGCUAGUCAAAUAUAGGUUAGAUAAUAAAUGGUUCAAAUAGAGCUAAAUGUGUAAA
Hydra vulgaris (swiftwater hydra) is the source of this 1764-nucleotide messenger RNA. Its product is annotated as asparagine synthetase [glutamine-hydrolyzing]. Lineage: Eukaryota; Metazoa; Cnidaria; Hydrozoa; Anthoathecata; Hydridae. The record is from RefSeq and is a predicted model, not a curated record. Gene Ontology annotation, cellular component: cytosol. Gene Ontology annotation, molecular function: asparagine synthase (glutamine-hydrolyzing) activity.